AUGGCAUCCUCACCCGAGCCCACGCUCCCCCCUGCGUCUGCCUCUAUCUCGCCCAGCAAGAAACGUCCUGCACCUUCUUUGCUCCCACCAUUCGAGCCCCUCUCGUCUUCGCCUGGCUUUCCAAGACCUAUGAAGAGACUAGCCCGGGAUAAGCUCGUCGACUCGAACCCGUUCUUCAAAUAUCCCACGCCAAUUCCAACCUCCAGUACCGGUAUACUCUCGUCAUCACCCCCACGCGUAUCAUCCUCUAGACCUGGACUCGAGCGUGCGGAAUCUGUAUCAGAACGAACACCACUAUCUGCUGUACGAUCUAUCGAACUUAACGAGAAUGGGGAUACGCUUCUGAUGGGCCGAUCGAGUAAUUCUUCUCACUACCAACUGUCGGCCAAUCGUCUCAUAUCCCGUAUCCAUGUCAAGGCACGAUAUGUCCCGGCUGUAGACCCCUUAGAGCCAAACAGAGUGGAGAUCAUUUGCAAUGGCUGGAAUGGAAUAAAACUUCAUUGUCAGGGGCGAACUUGGGAGUUGGGAAAAGGGGAUACCUUUACCUCUGAAACUGAAAAUGCUGAGAUCAUGUUGGAUGUACAGGAUGCGAGGGUUAUGUUGCAUUGGCCUAAGAAGAAUCGGCAUGAACCCGUCGCAGCCUUAUCAGACUCAUCUUGGGAGGAGUCGCCAUGCUCUAGACAUCGUCGUAAUGACUCCAGUUCGGACUUCCUGCAGUCGAGUCCCCUUCGACGACAGACGCGUAUCAGAUCCCCUGAAUCGCCUUCUCCACAUAAUUCUUCUAGCAACUUAGACACGCUGCUGCUAGCUGAGGAUACAAGCGAGCCUGUCCAGAUAUAUGAGGAUGCGAGUUCAGACGAGCAAGAGCUCCCUAAGCAGGCAUCCGAUGUGGAUGUGUCGUUUGCCCAGACAGAAGUUACCAACAGUUUCUCUAGUGAUCUUAGUGAUCCCGAUGACGAUGACCCUGAUGAGGAGAACGAUCCUAUUGUACACUCCUUUGGUCCGUUUGGAGCUAACCUCUCCAAUCGUCUGGCUGCCUUCACGGCAGAAUCACCAAAACAGUCGUCCCAUGUUUUGUCAGGUGAUACAACAGCUAAGCCGUCAUCGGAGCCGGAAGAGAAAGCUACCGUUAGCAGUCGUGUUAAUGUAGGAGUUGUCAAAAAUCACGUCGUCAAUCAGUUGGCCUACUCUCGAUUAUCAUCCACCCCCUUGUCUACUAUACUAAGUCUCCUUCCUGCCGAAGAGAAAAGAGACCUGACCAAGGCUGCACUGCGUGAAAUCAUGGAGUCAACGCCUUGCAUUGGCGUUAUUCCCCGCCAGGGAAAGGACGCAGCCGGCCAGCCGCUCGAGAGCCAAUAUUACUACGACCCCGACCAUGAUGAUGACGAUUCGCGACGGAUUGCCGUGACGCAAGGCUUGCGAAAACCAGGUUUGAGAGGUUGCCGGAAGCAGCACAAGCAAUACUAUUGGAAGCCGCCCAAGGCUUCCUAG
This is a messenger RNA of Daldinia loculata, 1491 nucleotides long. RefSeq lists its product as uncharacterized. The transcript is spliced from 3 exons. Lineage: Eukaryota; Fungi; Ascomycota; Sordariomycetes; Xylariales; Hypoxylaceae. The record is from RefSeq and is a predicted model, not a curated record. Gene Ontology annotation, molecular function: protein binding. The coding region runs from base 1 to 1491 and encodes 496 amino acids.